GUUCCCAAUCUCAUUCAUAUCUUCACUUGCACACAAGAACUACCAGAGAAGUUACCUACCUAGAGAUCAAAGACACACAACCAGUCACCCCCUUCAAGGCUUCAAGGCUUCUUCAGCAAUCAACACCACCCUUUGAUCAUCAAGUUAAGCUUACUGUCAUCUCAUUCAUUAGCUAUGGUGAAGACAGAGCAGAUGAUUCAGCUGGCUUCUGAGACCCCAUUGAAACCAGUAAUGCCUUCGUUGAAAACAACAUCGAGGGACAAGAAGAAGAAGUACAAGGGAGUGAGGAUGAGGAGCUGGGGCUCCUGGGUCUCGGAGAUUAGAGCCCCAAACCAGAAGACAAGAAUAUGGCUAGGCUCAUACUCAACAGCAGAAGCAGCAGCCAGAGCCUAUGAUGCUGCUCUCUUGUGCCUCAAAGGCUCCUCGGCCAAUCUCAACUUCCCAAGCAGUGCAUCCUCACAGUUUAUUCCUCAUGAAAAUACCAUUAUGUGCCCCAAGGCCAUUCAGAGAGCAGCUGCAGCUGCUGCUAAUAGCUUCAAUCAUGACAAUGCCACCACCACCACAGCCUUAUCUCCGCCAUCACCGCCUCCUAAUGACGUCUCUUCUUCCUCUUCAUCACUGGUCUCAUCCCCAUCAAUGUCAUCAUCCUCGCCAUCGAUUAAUCUCGUUGAUGAUGACAUGUCCUCACUGAUGGGCUCAUUUGGGUCCUAUACUCCUGCCACUUAUGAUCAUAAUCCACAGGCAGACUAUGAAGCACCAAUGUGCACCAUGGAAUCAUGGAACAACUUUGAUGAUUUAUUCACUGGUGCCUUGUUGGAUCCACCUAUGAAUUAUGACUUUUAUGAAGAAAGCGAUAUUCGCUUGUGGAGCUUCUGCUGAGGCCUGAGACAAAUCAUCCAACAGUUGGAGAGCAACAUCAUAUUCUUUUAAUCCAAUUCAUAUUCAUUCAAUCAUCUUCAGGAAAUUACUUGAAGAUAUUACUGACAGUGACCCAAAUUCUUUUACAUUCCAAAUGAUAGGUGAAGAAAUUCACAUGGAGAUGAAGAGACAUCUUUUUGGACUCUCUAUCUCAUGUGAGUUUCUAGAAUUAUUGAUAUGUAUUGUUAAAUGCAAAAGUGUGUAAUAUUAUGCAAUGUUAUUAAUAUAUGGUCUUACAUUGUAAUUGAAUAAGAGAAAUGGGGAAUUUUUUCUUUUCA
Molecule: messenger RNA, 1196 nt
Organism: Fragaria vesca subsp. vesca
Lineage: Eukaryota; Viridiplantae; Streptophyta; Magnoliopsida; Rosales; Rosaceae
Product: ethylene-responsive transcription factor ERF012-like
Exons: 1
Coding region: 175-879 (234 amino acids)
Biological process (GO): regulation of DNA-templated transcription
Molecular function (GO): DNA binding; DNA-binding transcription factor activity
Source: RefSeq, a predicted model, not a curated record